Messenger RNA from Vicia villosa (hairy vetch), 789 nucleotides. RefSeq lists its product as uncharacterized. Lineage: Eukaryota; Viridiplantae; Streptophyta; Magnoliopsida; Fabales; Fabaceae. The transcript has a single exon. The coding region runs from base 1 to 789 and encodes 262 amino acids. The record is from RefSeq and is a predicted model, not a curated record.
AUGGCUGCCAACAACAACAAUCGAGGAAAUCCUGAUCCCUUCCACCUCAAUCCUCUCAUUCACGGUACCACUGUUGAAGGACAGAAUCGACACCGACGGGAGGGACAACAACCCCUUGCUGGCGGGCAAAGAAGACCAAGUCAUGAAAUCUCCCAACCCAGCAGGAACGAGCAAGCUCAAAACGACAUGAACGAGCAAGCUCAAAACGACAGGAACGAGCAAGCUCAAAACAACAGGAACGAGCUAGCUCAAAUCCAAAACAACGAAGCUGACUCCAGGGACGGGCGACCUGCCUCCUCCUUCACUCAUACCUCCCAGAGGCGAGGAACCCGGUACGAGGACGACCAGGAGCAAGUCGGCGUCCCUGAGGAUUCCGACCCUACAGCUAUCCUCGUGCUUGCAGCCCUCAAAAAGACCAACCGCCUCAUCCAGCAACAAAGUGAGUGGAUUGACAGGCUAGAAAGGAAUCCACGAUCGCGAUCUCCCCCACGGAGACACUGCCGAUCACGCUCCUCCUCGUCCUCACGCUCCCCGUCAAGGAGGUAUCGCCGACGUUCACCAUCUUCUUCGCGCUCCCCGCCCAAGAGGUAUCGUCGUCAAAGAUCCUACUCCCGCUCCCCUCGGCGGAAGAGCAGGAAGAACCAGAAACUCGAGGAACCAGAGACGGGAAUCCCCUCCCCCGAACAAGAUCACCGGGGUCCCUCCAAGACCAUGGUGAAAAACCGCGAGCGUUCCCCUCCCGAGGACAAUCGCAAAGCUUCUGGAAAACCACAAACAAAACCUCGGUGA